CUCAACCCUCCACUGCAAAAACUAUAAUGCCAUCCCCAUCUCUUCUCUAAAACCCUAAGUUUUUCUCGUAAAAUGGCUGCAAUUUCCUCACUUUUCUCACAAACCCUCCUCCACCACCCCACUAAAACCCUAACCCUUCACUCAAAACCUUCAAUUCAACCGCUAAAACCAUCCCAUUUCCCCAAUUCAGUCACGUUCAAAGCCAUAAAACCCAAACGACCCAUCGCCGUCUCCGCCGUCACCGCAGAAGCGCCGGUCGCCACAUCAGAUGCUGCCGCGAGGAGACUAUACGUGGGGAACAUUCCCCGGACUGUCGACAGUGCGGAGCUUGCGAGGAUCGUCGAAGAACACGGCGCCGUCGAGAAAGCAGAGGUGAUGUAUGAUAAAUACUCUGGAAGGAGUCGCCGAUUUGCUUUUGUUACAAUGAAGACUGUUGAGGAUGCAAAUGCAGCAAUUGAGAAGCUGAAUGGCACUGAAAUUGGAGGACGGGAGAUCAAAGUAAAUAUAACAGAAAAACCUUUGCUGACUCUGGAUAUGUCACUUCUCCAGGCAGAGGAAUCCCAGUUCAUUGACAGUCCCCACAAAGUUUAUGUGGGUAACCUUGCCAGGACAGUAACCACAGAUACGCUCACCCAAUUUUUCUCCGAGAAGGGAGGAAAGGUGCUUAGCGCAAAGGUUUCUCGGGUUCCAGGAACCUCAAAAUCCAGUGGGUUUGGUUUUGUUUCGUUCUCGUCUGAAGAAGAUGUUGAAGCUGCUAUAUCAUCUUGCAACAAUGCUUUCUUGGAUGGGCAACGAAUUCGUGUAAACAAAGCAUAAGGAUAGAGGGCAGCUGCUUCUGGGCUUGGAGAGUCAUGUACUCUGUAUCGAUUUUAUUGAAGAUUUGUAAGAUAUUUUCCAUGAAGAAUGAAAAGAAAAAUGAAAAUUUUCAGAGCACAGCAACUGAGUAUCCAUUGUGUUGUUUUGAGCUUUUGGGGUUUUAAACUUACCAUGUCGAAUUGGUGCUUUUAGUUCUGAUCAUGUUGUUUCUGUUGGUGAUCUCAUGGACCUUGUUCUACUUCUAUCAUAAGAAUCCAAAAAUAUGGGUUCUGUGAGUAGCAUAGGUUAGCGCCAUCUGAUAAUGAGCCUGAAAUGUUUAGUUCAAGCUUUUCAUGUAUUCAAAUAAAUUAGAAGUCUGUUUUAUUUAAA
Vitis riparia (riverbank grape) is the source of this 1185-nucleotide messenger RNA. RefSeq names its product 30S ribosomal protein 2, chloroplastic. Bases 73 to 816 code for a protein of 247 amino acids. The transcript has 4 exons. The record is from RefSeq and is a predicted model, not a curated record. Gene Ontology annotation, cellular component: cytosol. Lineage: Eukaryota; Viridiplantae; Streptophyta; Magnoliopsida; Vitales; Vitaceae. Gene Ontology annotation, molecular function: mRNA binding.